AAAUAUAAAACAGUAGCCAGACAACGCCUAAGUGUCUUUAGUACCAAAUGAAUAGUAGUUUGAAGAUCUGCAGCGCCCCCUACUGUUUAUACUGAGAAGAGAUUCAUGACUACAUUUUUUUGAGGAUCAAUCUCACUUUCAUUUUUUUUGUAAAAGAGGAGCUAUAUGGGACGCGUUGCAUGUACAGGGACUGUCCUGAGCGAAGAACACGAGCCUAUAACUGUGUUAUCCUCUCCAUGGCAUCCUCCAAUGUUCCACUAAAUGAAGAGCUCCAGUGUUCCAUCUGUCUGGAUGUGUUCAAUGAUCCAGUCACCACUCCGUGUGGACACAACUUCUGCAGAGGCUGCCUGAACAAGUGCUGGAAAACCAGUCGAGGCAGUUUCUGUCCAAUCUGUAAUGAAAAAUUCAGCAAAAGACCUCAUCUCAAGAUUAAUACAACACUCAGAGAAGUUGUGCAACACUUUAAGGAGAAGCUUGAGGUAGGAAGAUCCGAGGUGUUCUGUGACAUCUGUGAUGAAAGAAAGCAGAAAGCCGUGAAGUCAUGCCUGAUGUGUCAAAGCUCUUACUGUGACACUCACCUGGAGCCUCAUCACAGAGUCCCACGUUUAAAGAAACACACACUGAUCAAUGCUGUGGAAAAUCUAGAGGAUUAUAUAUGCCAGAAACACCAGAGACCAUUGGAGUUGUUCUGCAGAGAUGAUCAGAACUGUGUGUGUUUGUCCUGCACUGAAGGAGAACACAGGAUGCACAACACUGUUCCUAUAGAUGAGGGAAGUCAAGAGAAGAAGAAUCAGAUGGUUAAGGCACAGACAGAUUUGCAGCAGAUGAUCCAGGGCAGAAUGAAGAAGAUUCAAGAGAUCAAGCACACAGUAGAGCUGAGAAAGAAAGAGAAAUCAACCAGUGUUGAACUCUUCACUGACCUGAGGUGCUCCUAUGAGAGAUGUCAGUCUGAGCUGCUGGAGAAAAUGGAGAAGCACCAGAAAGCAACAGAGAAUCAGGCCAAAGAACUCAUUAAAGAGCUGCAGCAGGAAAUCGCUGAGCUUAAGAGGAGACACACUGAGCUGGAGCAGCUCUUACACACUGAGGAUGAUUUGCACCUCCUACAGAUUUGCCCAUCCAUUUGCAUUCCUAUACGAACUAAGAACUGGACUGAAAUCAGUACUGACUUUAAUAUGAACGUUUGCACUCUCAAUAAAGCUCUAAUUCAGCUGAAGGAGUUAGAGACUCUACAUAAAAACCUUGGUCAAAUUGUGUUGAGGAUGAUGCAGCAGUAUGCAGUGGAUGUGAUUCUGGAUCCAGAUACAGCUUAUCCUGAACUCAUCUUGUCUAAGGAUGGAAAACAAGUCUGUCAUGGAGGCAUUAAGCAGAAACUUCCUGACAAUCCAAAGAGAUUUGAUUCAUGUUUAGAUGUUCUGGGAAAAGAGGGUUUCUCUUCAGGGAAAUUUUAUUUUGAGGUGCAGGUGAGGGGAAAGAUUGAGUGGGAUUUAGGAGUGGCCAGAGAAUCCAUAAAUAGGAAGGGAAAGGUCAGACUGAGCCCUGAGGAUGGAUGCUGGGCAUUAGUUCUGAAGAAUGAGAAUCAGUAUAAAGCUUGUGAAAAACCCUGUGUCUCUCUGUCUCAGAGAGAGAUGCUUGAGAGGGUGGGUGUGUUUGUGGAUUAUGAGGAGGGUCUGGUCUCUUUUUAUGAUGUGGAGACCAGCUCUCAUAUAUACUCUUUCACCAGUCAGUCUUUCACUGACAAACUCUAUCCAUUUCUCAGUCCAUGUUAUAAUGAAGGUAAGAACUCAAACCCACUGAUCAUUUUACCUGUCAUUUCAUAUGAAUAAAUAUACAUACCAAAACAAACAUCCAUGAUCAAAAUUUCAGUAAAGAAUUCUAAAACAUUUUAAGCAAUCACAUGAGAUUUAAAAGCCAUGUGACUAAUCUGGAGAUAUGCAAAAAAUAACAUCAUGACAACAUCAUGAAAUGUAAAUAUGUACUUGUUACAUGUCCCAAAUGAAGACUAGUGGAUCAUUGACGUAUGUUGAUGAUGAGGUCUGAAGUUGAAUCUGUUUGGUCUGAUUGAGAGCGCCCUGGUCCACCAGAUGGUUCAUGUACUCCUUAUACUGCAGAGUCCAACAAAUAGCCUUGGCUGAAGGGAGACAAGGGAACAUGGAAUUAUUGACAAUGAAAAAAAACAUUAUAAUAAGAAACAAUUGUUUAUCAUUUUGAAUAGUCAUGGCUGUUUACAGCAACAGCUUUGUUUGGGAAACAUUAAAACUAAAACUUUACUUAACAUUUUAUCACUACUGGUUUUCAAUUCUCGCUCUUUGCUCGCUGCUCACAUGACUGACAUAUAGUCACCCUAAGAUUUUUUCCAUAUGUAAAACAACCUGUUUUUCUUUUUAAAUUCUGCAAUAUGAAUAUUUGUUCACCCCCACACUUGCUUUCAUUCAUCCAUCAUUGUCAUCAUUUUCAUUGCACAUUUAUAUUCAUAAUGCAAACAACACAUUUUGGGCCACUGACUUUUUGCAAUUUCAUAAAUAAAUGGAAAUUCAACCAAUUCCUCAAACAUUAUGUGUCAUAGCUUGAUUAUUUUGUGCAUUUUACACUAAAUUUAUGGAAAACAGAUUCAUCGGCUAAUGAAGAUUCAUGAAUCCCAAGCCUCAUCACCAAGUGAUUUGUGACAAAAGCAGCUACAAAUUCAGACAUUCUGGGACA
This is a messenger RNA of Labeo rohita (rohu), 2697 nucleotides long. RefSeq names its product E3 ubiquitin-protein ligase TRIM39. The transcript is spliced from 7 exons. The record is from RefSeq and is a predicted model, not a curated record. NCBI's taxonomy places the organism in Eukaryota, Metazoa, Chordata, Actinopteri, Cypriniformes, Cyprinidae. Gene Ontology annotation, molecular function: protein binding; zinc ion binding; ubiquitin-protein transferase activity. Gene Ontology annotation, biological process: protein ubiquitination. Bases 180 to 1823 code for a protein of 547 amino acids.